GUCAAGGGAGGGGGAGGGAUCCAGAGCUGAUCCCACGUGUGACGAUUGCAUUCCCGGCUCAGUAAUAUUCUCCUUAGCUGGGCUCUGUGUAGCGUUUGCUGUGACUGUGUGUGUUAGUUACUGGCUAUAGUUGGGUUAGCAAUGGAGGGAGAAGGGAGCCAAGCCACAUCUGGAAGCCCUAAUGAUUCACAACACGACCCGGGUAAAAUGUUUAUCGGUGGCCUCAGCUGGCAAACUUCACCAGACAGCCUUAGAGACUAUUUCAGUAAAUUCGGGGAAAUAAGAGAAUGUAUGGUGAUGAGAGAUCCCACAACAAAACGCUCCAGGGGAUUUGGCUUCGUUACGUUUGCGGACGCUGGCAGUGUAGAUAAAGUCUUAGCCCAGCCGCACCACGAAUUAGACUCAAAAACGAUUGACCCCAAAGUUGCCUUCCCUAGACGUGCUCAACCUAAGAUGGUCACAAGAACAAAGAAAAUAUUUGUAGGAGGAUUAUCAGCGAACACAGUAGUUGAAGAUGUGAAGCAGUAUUUCGAACAAUUUGGCAAGGUAGAGGAUGCCAUGCUAAUGUUUGAUAAGACUACUAACAGACACAGAGGAUUCGGCUUCGUAACCUUUGAGAACGAAGACGUGGUAGAGAAGGUCUGCGAGAUUCAUUUUCAUGAAAUCAAUAAUAAAAUGGUAGAAUGCAAGAAGGCACAGCCGAAGGAAGUGAUGUUUCCCCCCGGGACGCGAGGGCGAGCCAGAGGACUGCCCUACACCAUGGACGCCUUCAUGCUGGGCAUGGGCAUGCUGAGUUACCCAAACAUUGUAGCAACGUAUGGCCGGGGAUACACUGGCUUCGCCCCGAGCUACAGCUAUCAGUUCCCUGGGUUCCCGGCGACAGCGUACGGGCCAGUGGCGGCGGCGGCGGUGGCGGCGGCAGCGCGCGGCUCAGGUAGGGGCUCGCGCGGACGGGGCGGCUACACGGCAUACCCGCAGAACGCAGGGGCAGGGUACCCCGAUUACGGGUUCUAUUCCUCGCCCAGCGACCAGAGGGGCCCCGCCUUCUCCUUUGCGGACUACGGCUCGCUGGGGCCCCACCCCCCGCACCAGCUGCUGCACAGUGAGCAUGCGCACCACUCCUCCGCCUGCCACUCCCCUCUGCAGCAGACGCAGCCCCCGCCGCCGCCGCCGCAGCCACAGCAGCAGCACCUGCACAGCCCGGAUCAGUUUAAGACCCCAGGAGGUAACCCAGCGCGGCCUGGAGGCUUCCCCGGUGCCAGCAGCCCAGGGCCCGUGGCUGACCUGUACGGCCCCGGCAGCCAGGACUCUGGCGUGGGGAACUACAUAAGCGCUGCUAGCCCCCAGCCCGCCUCCGGCUUUGGCCACAGCAUUGCCAGUUUGUCAGGAGGCCCGGGGAAGACAGGACGGAGUUUCUAGUGAGUUCUGUGUACAGGUAAAAAAAAAAAUCGAAAAACAAAAACAAACGCAGUGAGAAAAACAAACAUGGCAACCACCACAGCAACAACAACAAACAUCAAGCACUACAUUGCGACCGACACGUGACGACGCAAGAACAGACUGUGGAGCUGGCACCUCCUGAGGAAGAACAAACAAAAGAAAAAUCACACACGACAACAAAAAUGCUAUACGAGCGAGAUAAAUUGUUGAAUCAUCUCAAGAAUGAGAAAUAAUGGUGGAUGAUAGAAGAUCUGCUGUACUAUAUCUAAACCUGGCAUUGGCAUCCUUUGUUACCCUUCUUUAGUCUCCUUUAUCUUAACAACAGUACUUUAGGAUUAUGGCUUUGUUUUUCCCUCUUUGUGUUUUCCUUUCAGAUUAGUUGAGUUUGUUGGUUUCCUUAUCGUCUUCUAUAUUAUAGUCUUUUAAGUAUUCAGUGUCAAAUUUAAUCUAAAGUUUUCAUUUGUUAGGAUUUAUUUUGAACAUUUGUAUGUGAACUGGCUCAUUUUUUUUCUUCUUCUCAUUUCUUUCUUUUAAGGUUAGAAUUGGUGCGUUGGGUGUUUAUUUUUCACUGUUAGUGUAAAUCCUCAACUUGUCAAAUCUUCAGGUGUCAUUUUGCACAUGCAAGAGCUGAUUGACAUGGAAAAGGGUUGAAAGGUGAGGAAAAUGUUUUUAAUCCAACCUUAAGAAAGUGAGUGUGUAACUAACAAAUAAAUCUUAGUAGCUCUGUU
Engraulis encrasicolus (European anchovy) is the source of this 2168-nucleotide messenger RNA. It is a transcript of the gene msi2b, whose product is annotated as musashi RNA-binding protein 2b. Gene Ontology annotation, biological process: central nervous system development; regulation of translation. The coding region runs from base 142 to 1419 and encodes 425 amino acids. Gene Ontology annotation, cellular component: cytoplasm. NCBI's taxonomy places the organism in Eukaryota, Metazoa, Chordata, Actinopteri, Clupeiformes, Engraulidae. Gene Ontology annotation, molecular function: mRNA binding. The record is from RefSeq and is a predicted model, not a curated record. The transcript is spliced from 14 exons.